Molecule: messenger RNA, 2112 nt
Organism: Guillardia theta CCMP2712
Lineage: Eukaryota; Cryptophyceae; Pyrenomonadales; Geminigeraceae
Exons: 18
Coding region: 1-2112 (703 amino acids)
Biological process (GO): protein O-linked glycosylation
Molecular function (GO): protein binding; protein N-acetylglucosaminyltransferase activity
Source: RefSeq, a predicted model, not a curated record
AUGUUUGGCCGCAUGUCAAGUUUAAGAGUUUCCCUACUCUUGCUGCUGUCAGAAUGUCUUGCUUCUACUCGCAAGCAGCAGAAGGGAUGCGUCGGAGCGAGUGUGAAAGCAAACUCACACGAGCUGUUGAGCGUUGGUCUGUUCCAUCAGACGGCGGGGAGGUUGCAAGUAUCUCAAGCAUGUUACGAAGCUGCGAUACGUCGCAAGAGCGACUUUGCGACAGCAUAUUUCAACUUAGGGACAGUGUUCUCAGCGAGGGGAGAAGACCACAAGGCCAUCGAGGCCUUUCGUGAGGUGAUUCACAUACAACCAAAGUAUGCGACAGCACAUUACAACAUCGGGAACAUCUUCUAUAAGCUCAACAUGAUUGAUGAAGCCAUUUCGAGCUUCAAGGAAGCAAUCUCUGUCGAUCCCACGUAUGUUCAUGCGCAUGCCAACGUUGCGACGCUGCUGCACCUGAAGGGAGACUUGCAAGGGGCGAAGAAGCACCACCAGGCUUCCAUCCGCAGCGACCCAGGGUUCAGCGACGGCUGGAUGAACUUGGGCAACGUCUUGCGCUCGUUGGGCGAGCUUGAAGCCUCCGUCCAAGCGUACGAGACAGCAGCCUCGCUCAAACCCGAUCACGGGAUGGUAUACUACAACCUUGGUAUCGCUCUGUGGGAGAAAGGAGAGUUCGAGAGAGCGAUCAGUGCUUACACUCUCUCCCUGACGUUCUCGGGGAAGCUUGCGAGUGCUUAUUACAAUCUAGGGAUGUGCUAUCAGCAGCUCGGGAGACUUCAAGAGUCGCGAUGGAGCUUUCAGAAUGCGACGCAGAUCAGUCCUCACUCAUACGAGGCGUAUAACAACCUUGGGGCUGUGCUAGAGCAGCUGGGAAGCAUACCAGAAGCAAUCAUGGCAUAUUCCUCUGCCUUUCGCCUAGCACAGAAGAAUUGGAGCUCGGUACACAUAUCGAUCAUCGCCAACUACUAUACCUCAUUGCAGACUGCCUGCAAUUGGCAAGAGAUGGAAGCGAUACGAACUGAAGUCUUGGAGAGAGUGAACACGGGGAUAGAUGCGAAUGAAGACCUCCAGCCCUUCAACUGCAUCCUCUACCGCCUCGACGAGCAUCUCGCCAGGAGAAUUGCCAGGAAUCAAGCUGCCAUGUAUGAUAUUAGCAACAACGUGCACUUGUAUCUAAACUCCAUCCUUCAAAUCGAUCUCAAGGUUCACUUCGGCAGCAUGUUAACACAAGAAGCAAGUUACAUCGAUUACAUGUUGUCGGACCGUGUGAUCACUCCUCCGGAGGCAGUUUCCACAACUUCCGAGAAAUUCCUUUACCUUCCACUUUCUGUCCUUCUGAAUGAUUUCAAACUUUCUCGUCAAGGAGUCCUUGACUUACCCAGCCAGCAUGUGCCGCAGAUGAGGUCUCGUUUUGGGUUGCCUGAGGUUGCUCCACUCGUCUGCAGCUUUUGCGAGGCAAAUAAGAUCAGCCAGGAGCUGGUGGACAGCUGGGUGAGGAUACUGAAGAGGGUUGAGGACUCCGUGCUCUGGAUCCCGAGAUACAACCCACUUGCUGAGGAGAACCUCAGGGUUGAAUUCAAGCGAAGAGGACUGAACGUCUCUCGGGUCUUGUUCUCCCCGCCUGAGGUCAGAUGCCUGGGCGGGAAGUGCACCAGACAUGCUGGGAACGGCUCUCUUGUCUUGUCAGACAUGGAGUAUCUUGCCGCUGCCUUGUGUGCAGAUGUGGUGUUAGAUACGGGACCGGACAUCUCGUCCUCUGCAACCUUUGGCUCCAUGUUAUGGGCAGCUAUCCCUUCGCUUACCAUGCCAGGCUUCAACAUGUCGAGCAGGAGCGGAGCAAGUCAGGUUCUCUCCCUCGGCCCAGCAGCAGCUUCUCUGGUCGCCCGCACCACGUCCGAGCUCGAAGACAUGACAGUCCUCCUAGCGCAGAAGUCAGAGAUUGCGGAGAAAUUCCGAGGUUAUCUUCGCCAUCAGCGAUCAAGAUCUGAGCUCUUCGACGUGGACGCUUGGGCUAACGCAUUCCAGUCGAGCUUGAAUCUGCUUUGGGAACAGUUCGUUGCCUCUCAAGGCGAACUUAAGCACGUGUUGGCUGUCAAAAUCGACACGGCCUGA